AUGGCUGCAGAGGAGCAGCAGGAAGGCCAGGCUGUGGAGGAGGCUGAGCGGGCUGAGGGGCAGGAGCUGUGUGUGCUGCUGGGCCAGCCGGGGCGCUUCGCCUGCGCCGCGCUCUGCGGGCUCUCCCUGGCACGGCUCUUCCCUGAGAACCAGCAGAGCUCCUUCAGGACAGAAUUCAUCCAGGGCUUUGUGAAAUGGCUGGACCUGCCUGACACUGUCUUACCUGCCAUGGAAGCGUUUGCUAGUGGCUUAGGAAGUGAGGGCACGGAGACUUUUGCUGAGAUUUUGCUAAAAGAUCCCUCCUUGAAAGAAAAUCCAGCUGUCAUUACCCAAGACCUUCUGUCCUUCUCUCUCCGAGGUGGGUACUACGAUGCUCGGGCGAGGGUGUUGAUCUGCCACAUCACCUGGCUGCUGAGAAUCCCCCUGGAGCAGCUGGAAGUCCUGGAGGAGUCUCUGCUUGAGAGCCUGAAGGAACAAACAGAGAAAGAGUCAGAAACUGCAGAAGAGUCAAGAAGAAAGAAGGAAAGAAGGAAGAAGCUGAAGAGGUACCUGCUGAUCGGCUUGGCCACCGUCGGGGGCGGGACAGUGAUCGGCUUGACAGGGGGUCUUGCUGCCCCUCUGGUCGCUGCUGGGGCUGCUACUGUCAUUGGAAGUGCUGGAGCAGCUGCCCUGGGUUCCACGGCUGGGAUCGCUGUCAUGGCUUCUCUUUUUGGAGCAGCUGGAGCUGGUCUUACUGGAUACAAGAUGAAGAAGCGUGUGGGAGCCAUAGAGGAGUUUGAAUUCCUCCCACUUACUGAAGGAAAGCAGCUUCAUAUCACCAUAGCAAUUACUGGAUGGCUCUGUACUGGCAAAUAUGGGAGCUUCACUGCCCCGUGGAGCAGCUUGCUGCGCUCCAGCGAGCAGUACUGCCUGGCCUGGGAAUCCAGGUACCUCAUGGAGCUUGGCAACGCCUUGGACUCCCUGCUGAAUGGCUUCGUGAACAUGAUGGCUCAAGAAGCCCUAAAAUUCACUGUCUUGUCAGGCAUUGUGACAGCCUUGACCUGGCCAGCAUCACUCCUGGCUGUGGCCAGUGUCAUUGACAACCCCUGGGGAGUGUGUCUCCAUCGCUCUGCUGAGGUGGGCAAGCAGCUGGCACACGUCCUGCUCAGUGGACAGCAGGGCAAGCGACCUGUCACACUGAUUGGCUUCAGUCUGGGUGCAAGAGUCAUUUACUUCUGCCUGCAGGAAAUGGCUCAAGAAAAAGAUGCUCAGGGGAUCAUCGAAGACGUGAUCUUACUGGGAGCUCCAGUGGAAGGAGAAGCCAAGUACUGGAAAGCCAUCACCAAAGUGGUGUCAGGCAGGAUCAUCAAUGGUUAUUGCAGGGCAGACUGGCUGCUGGGCUUUGUGUACAGAACCUCCUCCGCCCAGAUCCACGUUGCAGGCCUCCAGCCCAUCGACCUGGAUGACAGGAGGAUGGUGAACAUGGACCUGUCAUUUGUAGUAAACGGCCACCUGGACUACAUGAAGCAAAUGGACACGAUCCUGCGGGCCGUGGGCGUCAGAACCAGGCAGC
Merops nubicus (carmine bee-eater) is the source of this 1552-nucleotide messenger RNA. RefSeq names its product transmembrane and coiled-coil domains 4 (gene TMCO4). The annotation marks the transcript as partial. The transcript has 13 exons. The record is from RefSeq and is a predicted model, not a curated record. Lineage: Eukaryota; Metazoa; Chordata; Aves; Coraciiformes; Meropidae.